AUGAUAUGGGGUGAUGACGGUGAGACAGGCGACCAUAUUGUGCCUUUUAAAGUAAGAAGUGAACAACUUAAUAGGAAGGAAGGUAGUGAAGAUUCUAAGACAGUUAAGCAAGCUGAGCAGAAGAAUACUGGGACUGAAAUUGGCAUCCAUGACAGUAAAUUGGGGAGCAGUUCGGGCCAUAAUGUUGAUGAGGGGAUUUCUCAGCCAGAUUGCUGUAUGAGCUCAUGGCCUGACUCGUCUAUAUCUAAUGCCAGAGAAGCUGAUCCAGUUUCGAGUGCAACUGAACUUUCAAAAUGCUUAGCUGAGCCAGCCAGAUAUAAUUCAACGAGAGGUGGUGCGUUUCUUGAAACAGUGAUGUUUUCCUUGGAGAAAACGUCUGAACUUGGGAAAGGCCCCGAUAUUUUUCAUAGCACUGAUGAGAAUAAAGAGCAAAGUGAUUUUGAUGAGUAUGGCUGGGCUAGCAUUGGUAGUUUUGAUGAUCUUGAUCGAAUGUUCAGCAAUGAUGUCCCUACAUUUGGCGAUGGUAGUCUCAUCGGUGCUGAUGAGUUAUGGUCUUCUUCUAAAGAUGUAUCCAAUAGUCCAUCAAAAUCGUUACCAUCAAUUUUGGACUCUCAAGAUCUAGGAUUGGAUAUUAGAACUGAGUUUGAGCAAAAAGAGGACCAGCAAUUUCCAUUGACUGUUAAAGGCAACGGUCUGUCAUCCCAAAGUGUACCGAACGUACGGGUAACCCAAAAGUCUGAUCAAUAUCAUAAGAGUCAACCCUUAUCUGAGGACCAGCCAUAUCAACCAAAUAAAAUGAUGAAGUUUUCAAAAAUGUCUGGGACUUCUGAGGCAGGAGCAUUUCAAGACCUGUACAGUCAGAGAACUCCGUCAAGGAAUUCACCUGGAAAAUUUGUAAAUCAGCUGACACCCUCACAAUCCUCUUUGAUGGCUACUAAUCUGCAGAGUGGAUCUCAAGGGUCUGGGACAUCACACUAUCCACAUAUGCCAAACCAAUACAUGGCUGCUUCUGGUUUUGGUAAUCUUACAAAUCCAUAUUCGACUGUGCCUGUACUUUCGACCGUCCAGUGUCCUGAUGUUAAAAAUCAGAUAAUGCAUCCUUCCUACAAUCCUGCUACUGCUAUCUCGGUAAACAUGGCAACAGAUGCCUCUGUACGACCUUCAACAAUGACACCACAGGAAAAACUAGAAAAACUUAGACGCAGACAGCAAAUGCAGGCGAUGCUUGCCAUUCAGAGACAACAGCAGCAAUUUCGUCAUCAGGUGCCUGUUGCAGAUCAAUCCAUCACUCAGAACUGUACCCAAGAUAAUCCACUCCUGCUUGUCAAUAAAAAUAAUCUCCAAAGACUAACUGCAAUGCCUUCCUUUGAUCCUAACUCAUCUUUGGAACUAAAUGAUUCUGGCAACCUUGCUGCCGCUGUUGACAAUUCAGCAGAAUUCUUGGUUCUUUAUCGCCUUCAGGAUGUUGUAGCAAAGUUGGAUAUGGGAGUAAGGACUUGUAUACGGGAUAGCUUAUUCCGGUUGGCUGGUAGCGCAGGUCAGAGACAUCACACUAGUGAUACAGCACACAGUAACAAGACUAGCCAGGAUGCCCAGGAUCUCAAAGAAGAAUCCAGAUAUAGAUAUACUGGCAUGCCAGACUCAGAAAGAGUGACCAAUCCCACAGACAGAACUGUGGCUCAUUUGCUCUUUCAUAGCCCUUUCGAUAUGUUGGCGGCAAAGCAUAUGAAAGGACCAGAGUCACCCGCUUCUUCAAAGAUUGGAACUGGAGAAAAAGGGAAUUUUCCUAAAUGCAGCACACGAGAGAGUUGCAUAAGUAAACAGAAAGCAAAAGAGGAAGAAAGGCCUGCAGGUUCACUUGCUUUAGGGAAUGCACCGAACUCUGGAUCCAGUAGUACCGUUGGUGAGAGGGUUUUUGAAGCAUCCCAAGGAAACAAAAGAAAGUUGUGA
Molecule: messenger RNA, 1950 nt
Organism: Arabis nemorensis
Lineage: Eukaryota; Viridiplantae; Streptophyta; Magnoliopsida; Brassicales; Brassicaceae
Source: the annotation of a GenBank genome assembly